Messenger RNA from Gadus chalcogrammus (walleye pollock), 2001 nucleotides. RefSeq names its product signaling receptor and transporter of retinol STRA6 (gene stra6). Lineage: Eukaryota; Metazoa; Chordata; Actinopteri; Gadiformes; Gadidae. The transcript has 17 exons. The record is from RefSeq and is a predicted model, not a curated record. Gene Ontology annotation, cellular component: plasma membrane. Gene Ontology annotation, biological process: vitamin A import into cell. The coding region runs from base 1 to 2001 and encodes 666 amino acids. Gene Ontology annotation, molecular function: signaling receptor activity; retinol transmembrane transporter activity.
AUGGAUGAGGAUGCUCUGCUCGACUACGAGUACCCGGUGCUGGAGCCCGUACCGCCCAGGGUACAGCUUGAAAUAAUCUCCCCGUGUGACCCCACGGCUGACGACAGACUCUACCACAUUUGCAUCACUGCUGUGUCUCUUGUCGUCAUGCUGAUUCUGGCCAUUCUAGCGAGGCGGACCAAGCUGGCCGACGGACAGAGAGGACUGCCAGGGCUGCUCAGUCCGGUCAACUUCCUGGACCACACCCAGCACAAGGGCCUGGGCGUGGCGGUGUUCGGCGUGCUCUUCUGUAAACUCUGCGGUCUGGUGGUCUCCCCGAACCCCCUGCCCUUCAUCACAGACCCAGAGAACAAACAGAACUGGAUGAUCCUGGCCCUGCUGUACUACCCGGCGCUGUGCUACCCGCUCCUGGCAUGUGGGACCUUACAUAACAAAGUGGGCUAUGUGCUCGGGAGCCUGUUGUCAUGGACACACUUUAGCGUCCUGGUGUGGCAGAAAAUCGACUGCCCCGCGACACCCCAGAUCCACAAGUAUUACGACCUCUUCGCCAGCCUUCCACAAAUAGCCUGCUUGGCAUUCCUCAGCUUCCAGUAUCCGCUCCUCCUCUUCAAGGGCUUAAAGGGCACAGAGAAGAAUAAUGGUGGAGAGGAUCUGGACAGCAGCUACUACAGAGACUAUGUGAAGAGAAUCCUCCAGAAGAAGAAGCCGUCCAGUGUUGGAGCAUCAAGCACAGAGAAGCCCCACCUGCUCCGGAGGAUGGAAGAGGCGGUGAAGUCUUACAUUUAUACACCUGAGGAUGUUUUCCGUUUUCCUAUGAAGUUGGCCAUAUCUGGUGUGGUUUCCUUUAUUGCCCUUUACCAGGUUGCCCUGCUACUGGUUUUGGCAGUGGUGCCAGCGCUUCAAAUCGCCCGUAUGGGUGUCACCGAGGAGAUCGCAUACCUGCUGGCAGGCUUCAAGAUUCACCUGUCCUCGGACAACGCAGAGGUCGUCCGGAUCGUGGUGUACUACAUCUGGUGUGUGGAAGUGUGCUACGUCUCAGCGCUGACCCUGGUCUGCUUGGUCAACCUCGCAAUGCUCAUGAGGUCCAUGGUCCUGCAUCGGUCCAACCUGAAGGGCUUGUACCGAGGAGACAUCUACAGCGUCUACCACUGCCAGAGGAGCGUCAGGCCGUCCCGCCCGGCACUGGUCUGCUGGAUGGGCUACACCAGCUUCACGGCCGCCCACCUCUGCUUAGGCAUGAUCAUCCAAACCCUGGUGUUCUUCCUCUGCCUGUUGGUUGCAGUCUUCCUCAUCAUUGUCCCUGUCCUGCAUGGAGAGAACCUGAUCCUCUUCAAGCUUCUAUGGAGCAUGUGGCCUUUCUGGUUGAUGCUUCUCCUGGCGGUGCUGAUCCAACACAUCUCAGCCAGGUGUUUCUUCAUCAAGAAAACAGCGGGAACCAGAGACCUCGACAACAGGGGCGGUCUGUUCCUGAUGACCUACCUGCUGUUCCCGGUCAACGUGCUGCUGGGCGUCCUGCUGGGGGUGUGGCGCAUGGCCAUCACCGCCCUCUUCAACAUCGUGCACUUGGGCCGCACGGACAUCAGCCUCCUGAACCGCAGCGUGGAGGCCUUUGACCCAGCCUACCGCUGUUACGCUCAUUAUCUGAAGAUUGAGGUGAGCCAGUCCCACCCGGUGAUGAAGGCCUUCUGCGGCCUUCUGCUCCAGGGUGCCGGCCAGGACCCCGACCCCACCCAGAGAGAGCGGGAUGCCGAGGAAGGGAUCCAGCUGGUCCAGCAGGAGAAGAAACUGCAGAAGGUGUCUGCGGCCAAGAGGGCCAGGGCUCACUGGCGGCUGCUCUACACGCUGGUCAACAACCCCUCCCUGGUGGGCAGCAGGAAGCACUUCAAGCACCGCGCCGCCGAGGGCUUCCUGAACGGGAGCCUGAAGCCCACCGCCUCCACGAAGGGCAGCAAGAGGGAGGCGGCGACCAAGGAGCCGGCCGUGCCCGCAACCGGGAACUGA